AUGGCUACUGCAACGGCUGCCACGUCUGCAACAUCUAGCAACCAGCAGCAGGAACUGCAAGCAUACGACGAUGAGGACGAGUUCCAGGAUGCUUGUGAUGCUGAUACUGCCUCCGCGUCAUGUGCGUUAGAUCUGGAAACAGCACUGGCGGAGGCAAAGAUCGCGGUCGAUCUGUUCUUCAACAAUAAGUUUAAUGAAGCCGAAGCCCUUAUGAAACCUUUGGCAACAUCCAGCAUGUACCAUUCCGUGGGACACAGCGUUUUCACCUAUCUGGAAGCGAUGCUUACGUUCGAGCAGCAACACAUAGCGGCCGCCUCGGAAGCGCUCAAGCAGUGUUUGAACGUGUGCAACCGCUAUCGGAAAAAGAACACACUCACGGAAACAAUAGGCAAAACGUUCAAGAAGGUGAACUACGACCAGUACACGGAUCUGGAGGCGCACGCCGAACUGUGCUCGGCCGAAGCGCUAUUGCUUAAGGCGAUGCUGACCUUCAUAGAGGAUGAAACGCUUACUAGUCUAAUUAAGGGUGGAAUGAAGAUUCGCAAUUGCUUUGCCAUGUACAAGGAGUGCAACAACAUACUCAAUCACCGUCAGUGGGAAUCGGAAAGCUCGAGACUACACUUCGAGAGUGGCGUUCGUAUGGGGCUGGGCACGUUCAAUCUUAUGAUAUCUUUGUUACCGGCUCGGAUCAUAAAGCUGUUGGAAUUCAUCGGGUUUUCUGGCAACAAGCAAUCGGGCAUGCAAGACUUAGUCACCGGGUCACAGAGCGAAGGCAUUCGGCAGGUGCUGUGUGUGAUGACUUUACUAGGAUACAAUCUGAUCGUGUGCUAUGUGCUGAGCCACAAGGAAGGUGACUUGCGCUUCUGUGACGAGCUGCUGGUGAAGCAACUGAAACAGUACCCGGAUGGCGUUUGGUUCCUGUUUUUCAAAGGUCGGCUGGAGUUUAUGAAGGGCAAUCUGGACGAUGCGCUUAAGUGGUACAAAAAGUCGUGGAAAUCACAGAACGUUUGGCCCCAGUUUCAUCAUCUGUGCUUUUGGGAGCUGCUUUGGGUGAAUUGCUUACGGCUAGAUUGGCGAGAGUCGCUUCUAUUUGCGACGUACCUGGUCGAGAACAGCAAGUGGUCGCGUACGAUCUACACAUAUCAGAAGGCAUCCAUCAUGUGCAUGCUCAAGACGGAGGAACUGCACUCGAGCGAGGUCCGGUCGAUCGGUACGCUGAUGAAGGAGGUACCCAAGUACAAGCAACGGAUAGCGGGCAAAUCGUUGCCGAUGGAGAAGUUUGCGUGCAAAAAGACGGAACGCUUCUUUGCCCAGCAAUCCUUCCUGUACGUGCCGGCGCUGGAGCUGAUGUACGUGUGGAAUCUGUUCAAGAUAUUGGGCAAACAUUUCCAUCUCGCCGACGGCGUGUAUCGGAUAGUGGAGGAGAAUCUGCAGCACUACGGCGAACGGAUAAACUCCAAAACGAACCCAGCGUACGGGGUGUAUGCGGCGGAUAAUAAAGCUUUACUGUUGCUGCUAAAAGGUGCCUGUUUGCGGCAAAUGAACAGCCCACUGCAAGCUACCCGGUGCCUUGAGGAUGUGAUUGCCAUGUACAAAGAUAUCAAAGAAGAUCAUUACCUGGUACCUUACGCGAUCGUUGAGCUGGCACUGAUCUACAUCGACCAGGGCAACAAAGACCAAGCCAUACUAGCUCUCGAGGAUGCAAAGAAAAAUUACAGCGGAUAUUCGCUCGAGUCCCGAUUGCAUUUCCGAAUACACACGGCACUGAUAGAGCUGAAGGGUAAAAGCUACGAAAACAUUCCUGCUGGCGGUGAAUGA
Anopheles stephensi (Asian malaria mosquito) is the source of this 1818-nucleotide messenger RNA. Its product is annotated as tetratricopeptide repeat protein 39B-like. The record is from RefSeq and is a predicted model, not a curated record. NCBI's taxonomy places the organism in Eukaryota, Metazoa, Arthropoda, Insecta, Diptera, Culicidae. Gene Ontology annotation, molecular function: protein binding. The transcript is spliced from 9 exons. Bases 1 to 1818 code for a protein of 605 amino acids.